Molecule: messenger RNA, 2450 nt
Organism: Lontra canadensis (Northern American river otter)
Lineage: Eukaryota; Metazoa; Chordata; Mammalia; Carnivora; Mustelidae
Gene: DNAJB4
Product: DnaJ heat shock protein family (Hsp40) member B4
Exons: 3
Coding region: 360-1373 (337 amino acids)
Cellular component (GO): cytosol
Molecular function (GO): protein-folding chaperone binding
Source: RefSeq, a predicted model, not a curated record
UAAUCCUGGAGGAGGAGAAAACCUAGCUCAGUACUUUGACUAGAGGCAGCUGGGGAAGUGACGUCCUGUAGCAUUUGCUGUUCUAGAAAGUACAGAGACACGUAGUGAAAAUGGGAGGAUCUAGAAGGAGGCCGUCUCCUGUGUAGUGUAUAUUUAUCUGUAAGUGAGCCUUUGGGGAAGGAAUUAAAUACAGAGACGCGGUUUGCUUGCUGCCUUAAGACAGCGAAGCUGAAUUGCUGAUUUGCUUUAACUUUUAAAAUACCCAGCUUGGUUUAUUUUUCUUAGAAUCAUACUGCUAAGACUGGGGACGCUGUUUUCUUUCACAAAGGGAAAUCUAAGUUCAUUUCAAGGCAUUCGAAAUGGGGAAAGACUAUUAUUGCAUUUUGGGAAUUGAAAAAGGAGCUUCAGAUGAAGAUAUUAAAAAGGCUUACCGAAAACAAGCCCUCAAAUUUCAUCCGGACAAGAACAAAUCUCCUCAAGCAGAGGAAAAAUUUAAAGAGGUCGCAGAAGCUUAUGAAGUAUUGAGUGAUCCUAAAAAGAGAGAAAUAUAUGAUCAGUUUGGGGAGGAAGGAUUGAAAGGAGGAGCAGGAGGCACUGAUGGACAGGGAGGUACCUUCCGGUACACUUUCCAUGGAGAUCCUCAUGCCACAUUUGCAGCAUUUUUUGGAGGUUCCAACCCCUUUGAAAUUUUCUUUGGAAGACGGAUGGCUGGUGGUAGAGAGUCUGAUGAAAUGGAAGUAGAUGGAGAUCCUUUCAGUGCUUUUGGAUUCAGCAUGAACGGAUAUCCAAGAGACAGAAAUUCUGUGGGGCCCUCCCGCAUCAAACAAGAUCCUCCGGUUAUUCAUGAACUUAGAGUAUCACUUGAAGAAAUAUAUACUGGUUGUACCAAACGGAUGAAGAUUUCUCGAAAAAGGUUAAAUCCUGAUGGAAGGAGUUAUAGAUCUGAGGACAAAAUUCUCACCAUCGAGAUUAAAAAAGGGUGGAAAGAAGGCACCAAAAUUACUUUUCCAAGGGAAGGAGAUGAAACACCAACUAGUAUCCCAGCAGACAUUGUUUUUAUCAUUAAAGAUAAGGAUCACCCAAAAUUUAAAAGGGAUGGAUCAAAUAUAAUUUACACUGCUAAAAUUAGUUUACGAGAGGCAUUGUGUGGCUGCUCAGUUAAUGUGCCAACAAUGGAUGGAAGAACCAUACCUAUGUCAAUAAAUGAUAUUGUGAAGCCUGGAAUGAGGAGAAGAAUUAUUGGAUAUGGGCUGCCAUUUCCAAAAAAUCCUGACCAGCGUGGUGACCUUCUAAUAGAAUUUGACGUGUCCUUUCCAGAUACUAUAUCCUCAUCAUCCAAAGAAGUACUUAGGAAACAUCUUCCUGCCUCAUAGAAUGAAAAACUUUGUUACCCAUAUUUUGAUAAGGCACUGAAAAUAUAAAAGGACUGGCAGUUUACUGAUGUAGAUGUGAAUUCUGUAUAAAGAUGUGUAAAUUAUCUUGAGGAUUCAUUAAAUUGCAUGAAUAGAGACGGGUCAAAUAAAUAGGCAAAAGGGAUUUUUACAGUUAGAGAUGAAGACACAACCGUUCACUGUAUUUUAUUUCAUUUCUCCCAAAUCAGAAAUUUUUAGUAUUUUGCUUACAUGUAAAAUUGUUUUUGUGGAGUUAGUGGAUAUAUUUCUAAUAAAGUGCUAGACUAUCCAAGUACUUUAUUUCUUUUAUUUUUACAUUGUCAGUAUGAUAGUUUCUCAUUUUUAAUGGAAAUUUAAGUUCUUAACUCACCUACACAUGUGAUAUAUAUUUCUAGAAAAUAAAAACCCAAGUAAUUUGGAAAUAUGGUUAACUAGAUUUAAAUCUCCAACUGAAAUGUUGCUAUAGGGCUGGGACCCAUAAAAGAAUAUCCUAAUGCGUAUAUUUUACCAUUUUGGUUUUUAAAGUAUGCUGUAGCAUUUUUCUUAAUAACAUGGUUGUAAUGUUCUUAAGGCACACCUUUUCAUCAUAAAGAGUAAAUUAAUGGCAAUUUAUCUCCUGUGGAAAUCCCAAUUGCCUGAAUUACUGAUAUUUUAGAAAUAGGCUGUUUUUAAAAUGCCAUAUGUAAUUUUAUGCAAGUUGACUAUAUAUCUUGGACUUAAUAAAUUAUAGGCACAUUUUAUUGUCCACUAGUUUAAAAUAACUUGUUUAAUAAUAAAUGUGUUUUUAGAGGAAAUAUGUUACUUGGAAUUAAUUUUCCAAUUACACAAUCUUCUAUAACUUACUCAUCAUAUGCUAUAUGUAUCUUAUGCAAUUUCCCUAAAAAGAAUAAACUACCACUAUGGUGUUAAACCAAAAUAUGGGGAAAAGAAACACUAACUGCUGCUUAUGAAUGACAUUGCUACUACUUGUUAUGCAUAUAAAUAUUUUACUUUUUCAUAUGUAUAGAUUGCAUUUCUUGGGUGUUUUAAUUUUUUAAAUAUAUUUACGUUUAAAAAUUA